Messenger RNA from Cynara cardunculus var. scolymus (artichoke), 813 nucleotides. RefSeq lists its product as uncharacterized. The transcript has a single exon. Bases 1 to 813 code for a protein of 270 amino acids. NCBI's taxonomy places the organism in Eukaryota, Viridiplantae, Streptophyta, Magnoliopsida, Asterales, Asteraceae. Gene Ontology annotation, molecular function: RNA-DNA hybrid ribonuclease activity; nucleic acid binding. The record is from RefSeq and is a predicted model, not a curated record.
AUGGGUAGCACUGAAAGCACCGGAAGAUCAAAUCGGACUGAAGAAGAGGAGGAGGGCCAGCCGGAAAAUAGUAGCUCCAGUGGUGGUUCCAUGGGAGCUGGAGCCGCCAUUGCUAUAGCUGCUGCCGGCACAGUCAUGGCUGCUUGGGGAAUAUCUAGGAUGAUUUCAAAUAUCUCAAACUCAGAGAGCGAAGAGAACGAUGAUGCCAUGAAGAUGAAAGCUCAUGGAACGGAGUCUUCCUACCACAAUUUAGUCGUUCAUCAAUCCAAACAAUAUGAAUCUACUGAACCAACCAGUGUUUGGUCUCUUCCUCCUGCAGGUCGGUUCAAAAUGAACACAGAUGCUGUAUGUAAUGGAACCAAGCAAUCUGAUGGUGUGGAGCGAGGACCGAGUGGGUACGCGGGAAUCCUUCGAAACGAUUGUGGCGAAUGGGUUCGAGGUUUUCAAGGGUUCAUUGCUUCGACUGAUAUUUUCACAGCUGAGAUGUAUGGAAUUUAUAAUGGUUUAAAGCUUUUGAAUAAACCUGAACACAGGGGAUCCAUUCUUGAAACCGAUCAUUACGGAGCGUCCGUAUUGCUCAAUAAACCGAAGAAAUAUGUAGAUAAACGACCGAUCGUCGAGAAAAGUCGACAGCUGGCUCGCGAAUAUGAUAUCGCUAUCAAGUAUGUUCCAAGAAGUCGCAACCGAUGCGCCGAUAGGCUGGCGAAUAUGGCUGUAGACAAAUGCAAAAAGUAUUUGGAUCUCAAAAAACGCCCUCAGGAUUCGGAGUUAAAUCGUCGUUAUGAUCAAGAUCUGGAGUGUUGUAAGUGGUAA